Molecule: messenger RNA, 1341 nt
Organism: Aegilops tauschii subsp. strangulata
Lineage: Eukaryota; Viridiplantae; Streptophyta; Magnoliopsida; Poales; Poaceae
Source: RefSeq, a predicted model, not a curated record
AUGGCGGGGAACGGAGCUAGAGCGCACAAAAGCGAGGGGGAGAAGAGGGGUCCGGAGCAGGAGCUCACAGCGGAUCCAGCGGCGUGCUCAGCGGGCUCGGAGAAGAGCCCCCUCCUCCAGCCGGCCGCCGGCGCCGCGGGGCCGGAGUGUCAAUUUCUCCCCGACCGAGCGGAGAGCGACAUGGACGACCCCGACUUGGGGGCGGCGGCUUUGGAGGACGACGCUGAGGGAGGAGGUGGCGAAGCAGGCGGCUCAGGGCUCGGUGCCAGCCUCGAGGACUGGCCAGACGACGACGCGGGGAAGUCGGCCCCGCUCAAUCUUGAGAAGUCGGCCGCCGCCUCCAUCGUUGGGUCGGCGGAGACUUCUGCCACCGCCCGGCGAAUCGACCUGGCCGCCGACCUCCGGGAGGCAAUGGAGGGAAACGCGCGCGAGGAGCAGGAGGCCGCCCGCCUGGAGAAGGCGGAAGCGGAAAGGGCGGAGGCUGCCGCCCUGAAGAAGCUGGCGGACGCUGAGGUAGCCACCGCAGCAAAGAACCAGGCUAAAGAAGCCGCGCGCCGCCAGUCGGCGAUAUUCAUCACUCCCCUGAACUCCGCGCCGCCACCACCGGAGUUCGUGGCGCAGACUGGGGAAGCCGGCGGUGAACACCCUGUCAUGGAGAGGGACAGCGGCGACGUCACCAUGCCUGACGUAAUCGUGCCCCGGCCGCCACCUUCUGAGGAAGCGCGGGACAAGCAGCCGGCUGAUCCACCGGCGCUACCCGCCGGAGAUGAAAUGGCGACGGGCCUAACUCCCGGGGUCCCUACCCCGACGCGUCGCCGGCUUGCCAAGGCAGCCUCGGCGCCACGCCCGCUGGAGACCGGCGCCGCGAGCUCCUCAAUCCCGGACACCGAGGCGACCAGUGCCGCGCCCACUGGGUGGGUGCGGGGAGGCGGGACGGGCCCUCCGAACAAGGCGAUCCUGGACGUUCAAGCCAAACUCCGCGCCGAGGCCGAUGCUCUCAAGAACUGCAACAAGGCGUUCUUGGAAUCGCGAGAGGCCAUCCGGGUGUGCUUCUUGCUUCUUCAGGCCAACGCCGCCUUGCAGCAACAGCUGGGCGAAGCCAACACCGUGAUGCGUGCCAAGGAGGUGGAGUGCGGCAAGCUGGCUGAAGAGCACUUCUUCCCUGGUCACUCUGACGCCGCCAAUCAGGCCAUUGAAGCUGAUCACGAAGGACGGAGGGCGGAAGGUGCGCAGAUUGCUGCCAACGCCCCCCAGACCCUUAGCGAGCAGCUCCUGAGCAUCGAGGCCCGACUUCGGCCGGCUCACCGGAUGCUGCGCCAUCUUCAGUGUGUCGGCGCCUAG